AUUGCACACCAUCAAGCAAAAUCAAGUCACAAGAAAUCAAUCAUUGAAUAUAUUCAUGAUGAAGGUUGAAGAAGCUCUUCACAUGGUUGGUGGUGCUGGAGACACAAGCUAUGCCUCAAACUCAAGACUUCAAGAGAAAGCCAUAAGAAAAACAAAGGACAUAGUGGAGAAAGCUUUGAAGAACAUCAAUGGAGAAGUUGUGUCAAAGAGCUUGGUUGUGGCUGACUUGGGGUGUUCUUCAGGGCCGAAUGCAUUCCUUGUGAUAUCUCAGAUAAUUAGUGCAGUAAUGGAGGCCGGAUAUCAAAAGGCAAAGGAGAUAGUGUUUUUGCUGAAUGAUUUGCCAGGCAAUGACUUCAAUACAAUAUUCAGAUCACUGUCUUUGUAUGAGAAGAAGGUUAAAGAAGAGAAUGGGGAUCAAGUGUUGCCUUAUUUUGUUGCUGGUGUUCCUGGUUCCUUUUAUGGAAGACUCUUUCCUUGCAAUAGUCUUCAUUUUGCUCACUCUUCUUAUAGUCUCAUGUGGCUCUCUCAGGUUCCUGUAGGAAUUGAUCAUCAGAGUGGUGGAGUUAAUAUUAACAAAGGGAACAUAUACAUCUCAAGAACAAGUCCUCCAAUUGUAUCAAGGUUAUAUUUAGAGCAAUUCAAGAGAGAUUUCUCAAGCUUCCUCAAGCUUCGUUCUCAAGAGCUUGUCAAUGGAGGACAAAUGGUUUUGUCCUUUUUGGGCAGGAAAAGUUCAGAUCCAUCCAAAGCUGAAGUUUGCCAUCUUUGGGGUUUGGUAGCAGAUGCACUAAACUCCAUGGUUCAAGAGGGAGUGUUGGAAGAAGAGAAGGUGAACACAUUCAACAUGCCAUUUUAUGCAGCAUCAAAAGAAGAAGUGCAACAAGUGAUACAAAGUGAAGGAUCAUUCUACAUUGAACAAAUGCAAAUACUUGAGUCAAACUGGGACCCAUUUGAUGACUCAGUUGAUGAUCAAGCCUUUGAUAAUGUGAAGAGUGGACACAAUGUGGCCAAGUGUAUAAGAGCAGUGUUAGAACCAUUACUUGUUGGCCAUUUUGGAAAACAAGCCAUUGUUGAUCAAGUGUUUGAAAGGUAUGCUCACAAUGUGGCCAUGCAUCUCCUCAAAGAGAAAACCAAGCACAUUGUCUUCAUCUUGGCUUUGAAGACAAAGGAUCUCAACCUUUAAUCAAUUAGUCUUUAAUCAAGCACAUCCAUUAGUGCUAUAAUUAUCAUUAUAAAUAAAUAGCUUAUUGUAGUUAUAUAUAUAAUACAAGCUUUGCUUGUUUGUACUGUGUCAUGAGGUAAUACCUAAUGUUUUAGAACCUGCCCGGUUCAACUGGACCCUGCUAGGUUAUUGGGUUUGGUUUUAUAAAAACCUAAGUAGGGAAUUGACUUGACUAAGUACCCAAUGAACCAGUCGAACCAAGUCAACCCUACUAUGUGUUUAUAAGAAGGAGACCUGAAAAUUUAUAUUGUAUUAUCUUUUAUUUACUAUAUUAAUUAUAUUUUUAUUUGAAUUUA
Dioscorea cayenensis subsp. rotundata (Guinea yam) is the source of this 1515-nucleotide messenger RNA. RefSeq names its product S-adenosyl-L-methionine:benzoic acid/salicylic acid carboxyl methyltransferase 3-like. Gene Ontology annotation, molecular function: S-adenosylmethionine-dependent methyltransferase activity. Lineage: Eukaryota; Viridiplantae; Streptophyta; Magnoliopsida; Dioscoreales; Dioscoreaceae. Gene Ontology annotation, biological process: methylation. Bases 56 to 1180 code for a protein of 374 amino acids. The record is from RefSeq and is a predicted model, not a curated record. The transcript is spliced from 4 exons.